Molecule: messenger RNA, 300 nt
Organism: Zygosaccharomyces rouxii
Lineage: Eukaryota; Fungi; Ascomycota; Saccharomycetes; Saccharomycetales; Saccharomycetaceae
Gene: BOL3
Product: Bol3p
Exons: 1
Coding region: 1-300 (99 amino acids)
Source: RefSeq, a predicted model, not a curated record
AUGUUUGUAAGAUCUCUACAGCGUAGCAUAAGUCGUAUUCAACCUUCAUGGGCUUCACGUCUGUAUUCACAGACGCCAGAGGAAAAACUGGUUUAUGAUAAACUCGCGAAGGCACUCGAACCAAAAUCACUACAAGUGGUUGACGUAUCAGGCGGUUGUGGCUCAAUGUUUGCCAUUAGUGUCAUAAGUGAUAAGUUCCAAGGACUGCCCAUGGUUAAGCAACAUAAAAUCGUUAAUGAACUCCUAAAGGACCAUAUCAAAAGCUGGCAUGGAUUACAGUUACGAACUAAAGCCCAAUAG